Messenger RNA from Monosiga brevicollis MX1, 714 nucleotides. RefSeq lists its product as uncharacterized. Bases 1 to 714 code for a protein of 237 amino acids. The record is from RefSeq and is a predicted model, not a curated record. Gene Ontology annotation, molecular function: acetylpyruvate hydrolase activity. Gene Ontology annotation, cellular component: mitochondrion. NCBI's taxonomy places the organism in Eukaryota, Choanoflagellata, Craspedida, Salpingoecidae. The transcript has 5 exons.
AUGGCUGCGGCACGACGAGCGUUUGCAGAGCUGGGCAAGAAGGUCGUCUGUGUGGGCCGAAACUUUGGCAAGCAUGCGGCUGAAAUGGGAGAGGCCGUGCCGACGGAGCCUCUUCUCUUUCUCAAGCCCACCUCGAGCUAUAUUUUCGAUGGAAGCACGCUUCGGAUUCCCAAGGCGGUGACGGAGCUGCACCAUGAAGUGGAGCUGGGUGUCGUGAUGAAGCACCGUGUGCAGCAGCUAUCUGAAACUGCCUCCCGUGAAGAAAUCAUGGCCAGCGUCGAUGGCUACGUCCUUGCCUAUGACAUGACGGCGCGUUGCCUUCAAUCCAAGGCCAAAAAGGCUGGCCUUCCUUGGAGUGUAGCCAAGGGCUAUGAUGGCUUCUGCCCGGUCUCCGACAUGGUGGACGCGGCGGCUGUGUCCGACCCACAGCAGCUCCAGCUCCGCUGUUAUGUCGAUGAACAACUCCGUCAGGAUGGCUCAACCGCGGACAUGAUCUUUGAUGUUCCACAUCUCAUUCAGUACAUUAGUAACAUCUUCACCCUUGAGGCCGGUGAUGUCAUUCUGACCGGAACGCCCGAUGGCGUGGGCCCUGUCCAGGCUGGUCAGGUCAUGCGAGUCAGUAGUCGGGCGCUGCCCGUUCCCCCACGUUGGAGUUUGGUCGCAUGUCAUUUCUCCGCUCAUGAAGCUGGCCAUAACUCAACCCCUCUAGGCUGA